Messenger RNA from Blastomyces gilchristii SLH14081, 3124 nucleotides. RefSeq lists its product as uncharacterized. NCBI's taxonomy places the organism in Eukaryota, Fungi, Ascomycota, Eurotiomycetes, Onygenales, Ajellomycetaceae. Bases 583 to 1665 code for a protein of 360 amino acids. The record is from RefSeq and is a predicted model, not a curated record. The transcript has 3 exons.
CUGGUUUUGUUUUCCUUUCUGCCCCAAAUUUCUGGGGAGAGAGACUGUCUGUCCACCGAAUGGGAUGCAGCAGGGGAUGCAGCAGAGGAUGCUGACAUCACCAGGUGGAUGAAUGAGGUGUCAAAAUCUGCAAUUUCUUCUCAUCCCGCAACAACCUUCAUGGAUUCCUUCAUACAAGAGAUAGUCAGUCCAUCAUUAUUCUUAUACCUGUUUGUUUAAAUUGUUAUGGGGCCUGAUUCCAUGCUGGCUUCCGCAGUUAUUCAAUCCUUUCCCUUAUCCCAGCUUAAAUCUCAUUCCUUUUUCUUUUGCCUCUAGAGCUUGGCUAAAACGCUGCAGCCGGUAACUAUUGGGUUGGGCAUCUGCAGAUCUGUGUCGCUCUCUCUCUUUAAUCCUCCAUUUGUUCAUUUUUAUCCCAUCAUAUAGAUAUACUGUUUAACUUAUUACUUUCAUUCACAUCUGCAGAAUUGUGUUUGUGUCUCUGUGUAUCUCUUCCGCAUCCUGGUAUACCUUUUCUCUCAUCUCCAAUCAGCCGCAACCUGGCAUUCCUUUUCUCUCAUUCAUCAGAUUUACAAUGUCUCGACGAUGAAGAAACAGAAACAGCACAACACACCACAGUCAGAUCUCCUCCAGGUGCAGAAAGUGAGCUUGAAUUCAUUUGGCAAGCCCCCCCAGGUGCACCUUGCCGAUGUCGAAACCCGUCUCAACAUGCAUCAGUUCAAUGGUCUCUUCGAAUCCUCUACUCCCGAACGCCAACAGCAACAGCAGCAGCAGCAACAGCAGCAGCUCCAUUAUCCCGCUCAGAACGGGAGUGGGUCCGAUGAAAACUCACAUGUUCCUUCUACAACCCGAAACCCUCCUGCCACCGCCGCAAUGUCCAAUGGAGACUCUCCGCCUGCCCCCGAAUGGUCAUCUGCCGUAGGACACGCGAUGACCGGGAAGUCCGGCCGAGUCAUUCACAAUUUACAGGAAGAUAUAGCACGCCUGACGCGCGAAUGCAGUUUACAUCGGUCCCGCGCAGAAGAGGCGCAACGCAUAAACGAGACGCUCAAGCUCCAGCUACAAAACGUGACGGACCGUCUGCGUAAUUCCGAGCAAUCACACGAGGCGCAUCUUAUCUCGAUAGCGCGCAAGGAUAGGAAAAUCGAAGACCUGAAAGCGGAGGUACAAGCGGAGAAAGAUAGGCGGCUGAAGGCGGAGGAGGAUGCGCGGAGAACAAACCAGCUAGCCGCUGAGGAGCGAGAUGAAAGCCACCGUGCAAUCGCUGAGGCUACGGAGAUCGCCAGCCAGGCGCGCAAUCAAUAUGAAACGCUGUCCCAUGCGCGAUCGAGGGAGCAAAGCGAGUUUAGAACGCGUGUCGAUGGUUUCCGCGCAGAGCUGAAGGAGUUAUGCAAUCGGGAAAUAGAGAGGCAGAAUCAGCUCACGCGCUUCGAUGUGAUCAUUGAGCAGAAGAAUAAGGAGAUUGAGGCGGAGAGGGAUCGGAUGGAGCGGUUUGGACGACUGUUUGCGGAAUAUAAGGAGGCCAGCGACCGUGCGGUACAUGAGCUGGUGGAGAGGAGCCGGAAGAAUAACGCUGCGAUUGAUGAUGUGGUUGACCAGGCGAAGGAAGUUACGGGGAGGAUGAGGUGGGUUAUGAAGGUCAAAGACGAGGUUAAGGGAGCGGAAUGACGGUAGACAUGGAUACGGAAAACCUGAUCGGAUUUGCCGAGGAUACCCGCUUCCUGUCGUCCUUCUGAUUAUCUCUUUUUUCCCUUCUUCCUUCGAGAUACUGUAUGAUGUACGAAGCGAAGGCGAUUCGAUUCGAUGUUUAGGGAUACACCACAAAGGCCGAGCCUGUUCCGGAUUCUCCCAAGCUCAUAUAGAGGAAACGGAUUCGGGAUGUUGCCGGUCUUAUAUAUGCCUUUUCGUUUCGUCCUCAGAGGUUACACUCCAUUUUCCAAUGCGCAUGAAAAGAAACCUGCCCAUCACAUGAUUUCGACGCACGACUGGCUGAACGCAUGUUUCCACCCACAUAUACCCAGAAUCUUCAAAAUAGCGACCCCGACCCCGACCCCGUUUCACGCAUAUAUCCCAGAACUCAUUCCAAUUUACGACCAUAUUUUAUUUCCUCAUCUCUUUACCUCUGAUCUUGUGUACAGAGUCCCAUUUACAUAUACGCAGCAGCAAGCGCGACCAAUUUAACGACUAAAUUCCUUACCAUACAUACAUAUACGGACAAACAUACUUACAUACCACAUUGCGCAUACAUACACAUACCAAAAGGCCUGCGGAAAAGCAUUUACAGCCCCCUAAAAUAGGACAGGUAUACGGCGGUUUUAUCCUCUUUUUUUUUUUUUCCCUUGUCGGAUUUUUACCAUCUACAGCCGCAGUUUUACAGGGUUACAAAGCCAACAAAAGGAUCAUAAAGGCAAGGAGGGAAAUCUCAACUACAUUUUCAUGCCCUUUUACCUUUUCUUUUUUCUUUCUUUCUUUAUUCCAUUCUAAAGAAGUGACGAAUUCCUUCCUCUAUUUCUCCUGUAAUCCCUUUUAAUUCUUCUCUUCUUUUCGUUCCCUUCGGGCUCCCGUUCACUUUUGUCUCAUUCCACUAUUCUACUGCCCUGUUGUUUGCUGAUACAAUAUAUUUUAAUUACUCUUCGCUUCGUUUUUACUGGGCCUCUUUCAUUGCUAUCUAAGACGGGACGGUGUUUGCUGGUUUUUCCCUUUCUCCAACACUCUUAAAGGGAGCUUUUUUAUUGAUGAAAUAUAUACUGAUUGAUAAAUACACAUACCCUGGUUUUUAAAAAUAGCAUGCAGCAAAUGAGAAUAAGGGAGGUGAGUGAGAGCAUGCUGAAUGCACCAACUCUAGCAUGGUACCUGUGCCUGCAGGAUACAUAUUGCAUUUUCUCUCUUUAGCGCAGCUUUUAAAAGCCCUACAGCAGUUAUGCCAAUGCAGAUACCCAUAGGCCUAUCUUACUGGCUUCAGGUGAGAAGGGAGAGAGGAAGGAUACACAAUGAGCUGUAUGGAAAUAUGGAAAUCGGGAAUCUCUCUCAUCACCAUAGUGACUGACCAUCUCAAGCAUUCUUUGAUUAACUAAUGUUUUAACACAACUUCACAGUAAGAGGAUAGCAGCUCUCUAUGAUUUUCUCA